GCAGCAACGUCAGCAGGAGCAGCAGCUCAAUAGCGGUUGGUGCGUGACUGGAUCUUUUGCCUGUCCGUCUUGUGGGUUUGUCCAAUGGAGUCCGCAUCUGCGGCGCCAGCGCCGCACCACUGUCCCGCUCCACAACCGCCUCAGAGCGCCACAUCUCCCUGUUCAUCGCUCCUCCGCCGCAUUUUUGUCAUCCACGCCGCUGCUCUCGUCGUUUUUUCUGACGGCUUUUCCCUCUCGCCAACGCUGACCCGACACCCGCCGCCCCAUCUCUCCCCAGCUGCCAGGCGCAGCGGCCUCCUAUCCCGGCUCCGCGCCAGUCCGCCUGAAACGGCCAUUUCGUCAGCUGAGCGGGGCACGACUCGCCCAACGGUGCCUGUGGCUGAUGCGGAUGGAAGCGAGGAAGAUGCCAUUGUGGCGGGUGAGGUGCUGGGCGGCGAGGGGGAUGAGAUGUCUGUUGAGAGGCUGACUGAGGUGCGCGGGAGGAUAUCAACGAUUCAGCGACAGCUCAAGAAAGCCGUCCAGACGGAGAAUUUCUACAAGGUAAAGGGAGGGAGCCAGUCAGAUGGACACACAACCUUGGAAUGGGUUACGCAUGACGCCGCAUGGGCCUGUGCAGGCCGCGUCCCUCAAGAAAGAGCUCGAGAGGUGGCAAUCGCAAGACCCUCAGCUGCAGCUCGAGGAAGCGCUCAGCGCAGCCGUCGAAAGCAAAGACUUCCUCUCGGCCGCCCGCAUCCGCGACCAGCGCGACGAGUUUCUAAGACGGUGCCCCAUACCCCAGAUCAAGACCAACCGGCUGCUCGUGCUGACAAAGGACGCCGACAUCGUCACGAUGGAUCCGUCGAGUGAGGAGGUGAGGGUCUUGUCAAGCAAGCUGAAGAGCUACAAGUCUGGCGCCAGGUGGGUGUGCCAGUGGCCGACCUGGUCGCAUGACGGCACCAAGGUGGCGUGCACGGCGGCGCUUGUGGAGCCCACUAGGGCGGCCAUGGGGGCAUCGCCCAUCAGUAAGACAGACACAGAACAUCCAUCCUUCCUCUCUUCGUCGGCAGACGUACGGGCGUGUGUCGCCUAUUGUGUGUGGGUGUGUAGUUGAGAUGCGUUUGGUGGUGUUUGACGAGGAGAGUGGCGAGGUGAUUCAGUCGGUUGAGGUGAGCCAACCGCCCUACUGCUACCUCUGGUCGACCGACAACACUCACCUCAUCUACCUCUCAAACACCGACGACGACAAGGGAGCCGCACCCAUCGUAAACAAGCACAGCCAGACAGACAGACAGACUUUAUGGUGGUGUCAUCUCUCUCUCUCUCUCUCUGUGUGUGUGUGUGUGUGUGUGUGUGUGACGGAUGCAGCCACUGGUUCAGUUGGUGGCUGUUGACAUAUCCAAGCCUGACGGGAGCGUCACCCUGCGGACACUCGACAAGUAAGUACCUGCGCAGCUGACUCCUCAAUCGCCAGACAGCCGAGACCCAUACGCACCUGUGUGGUGUGAGUGUGCAGGGGGCGUCCACUCUUCUUCGCUUCGAGCAAACUGGACCGCCGGCACCCGAAGCUCAUCGUGAACAACUGGUUGGCCGGGAGGCUGCGAGUGCUCAAGGACGAAGGCAAAUGGGCGUCUGGCGAGGGCCGGUGGGAAUCACUCACGGACGGGCCGGGCAAAAUCGCGAAAUUCGCAGCCCCAAAGGCGCACACAGGUGGGUAGGGUAGAUGUGUGGGCGCGCCACGCAUGAGUGGAUCGCUCCCUCUCACCGUGUGUGUCGUUGGUGUGGGUUGCAGCUGGGAAUAUGGACGGCAUCGUUGCCGUCGAAAACGACUGGCUCAUUUCCGUUUCGCUUGAUGGUGCGCGACGAUCGAUGCGCCAUUGUCCAAUUGCCCGUCUGCCUGUUUACCUGGCUGCCUGGCUGCGUGCAGGGAAGCAUCGGAAGCGCAUCAUGCCCAUCAGCAGCUCUGUGGCCAUGCAGGUGUCGCCCGACAACCAACGCGUGGCGCUGCUCGAACAGCAGACCGGCAGCUGCAGAGUCAUCGUCAUCGAGGUCAGCCAGCCAGCCAGCCAGCCACAAACAAUGGCAUGCGAUGGCCGGCCAACGUACUUGUGUGUGUGGUUCCGUCAGGGUGAGCACGACUGGCUGGACCCCCGCAACCCUGAUGCCAAGGUCAGCAGCUUCGACCUGCCGAUAGGCCACAUCACUGCGGCAUUCUGGUUCAGGUACACACAAACACACACACACACACACACCAUACCGUCUGUAUGUUUGCGUUUCUCUCUUUGUGCGACAGCCCCGACAGCAAGAAGCUCUUGUGUUUCUCGACCAACCUAAGCAAGCCCGCCCUCUCCUCGAUCUCACAGCUCGACCCCAGGAUGCAGCCAUUCGCCGUGCAGGGACAAGUCAAGACCUUCUGGCAAGUCUACCACCUGGAUGGCCACACCGCCGAUGACAUCCCCAACCCCCCUCAGCAACCAACAGACGACAAAGCCGUCAGUGCGGCUGGAUUCCGGUCGACCGACAGCAGUGGCAACCGCUUCACGUUUGGCUUUCAGGGGGGCCCCAAGUCUGACCAGCCCGAAGGCAACCCCGCCAGUCGGCUGACCAAGCUCUUCGGCGAGAACAUGGGUGUGUUUCUGAGCUCGCCUGACGGGACGAUAUCCGGUGUGAAGACGGGCGGGUCGCUGCCCGAUUUGGUGACGCCAAUCACGCCCCACAGCAGGGUGGUCAGAGCGGAGGGCCGGAAAGAGCCGCUCAAGGUGCAGUAUUGCCAGGAGUUCGUGCCGAAGAGCACAUACCUGAAUGUAAGGCAGAGACAAAGGGAGUGAGGGGAGAGGCCUCAGGACAACCAUCUGGGUGUCAUUCAUCAUAUGAUGUGUCUGUUGUGUUUGUGUGUGUGUGUGUGUUUAUGGUGUCCUGCAGCUGUUCCUGCCCUUCUUCGACCAAUACGCGCUGUCGAUGACGCCAUGGAGCCCUGACUCACAGGCGUUCUGCUACGUGACCAACGACGGGCCCUACAUCCAGUACCUCACAGACGACGCCGACCCUUCACGGACACCCCCGGCAGAGAAGCUCGUGGCGAGGGGCGACCACUUCCCACCAUCCCUCUCAUACACACCGCCCAUGGCCUCGCCCUUCGAGAGCUCCACCAGCCAGGAGGGCAGCAGCGAAGGCGACGACAACCGCCUGGAAGGAGCGGACCUGGUCGCCUGGAGCUGGUGCUAAUGGAUGCUGGAUGGAUGUAUGGAUGGAUGGGGGGAGUGAUGGGAUUCACACCGGCGAUGAGGGUGCGUACUGCUCAGGACGGAGGGAGGGCUUUAGUGACAGUAGGUGAUGGUGGGGACUCAUCAUCAAUGGUACAAGUAGCCAGCCAGCCAGCCGGCCAGCCUUGCAGCCAGUCAUGUCGAGAGCGUUGGAGAGAUGGAAUGAGCGGAAUGAAGUUUUUUCUUCUUUUGCCGCUGAUUGUGGCAGACAGACAGACAGAGAGAGAGAGAGAGAGAUAACAUUGUGGAUCGCCGUGGGCGCUUCCGCUUCCGCUUCCACUCACCGACCGAGUGCACAGACAGACAGUGUCCUUCUUUCUUCCGUGCACGUCAGACUGCAAUUUGAAGCCUAGGCAGCCAACGAACGAGUUGUUAAGUCGUCACGUGUGCCCUGCCUGCCUUGUAGGGCCUUGUGGGCAUGCGUAUCAAUGAGUCCCCUCUCUGCUCUCUCUUGAGGUGUGGCUGGCUGGCUGGCUCUUCGUUUCCUGCAGCCACUCGCUCAGUCGCUUCCCGCGUACCCACCUACUUGUACAGACAGACAUGUUUGUUCGUCAAUGUGUGUGUGGUGAGCCGUGGCUUUGUGUGUAGAGAGAGGCCCCGAUCUCUUGCUCAGCGGCCGCAGGCCUUCCCGCCCAUCGAAUGAUUGGGAGGGGGAGCAGCGCCUCGUUGGAUAUCAAUUUUGGCCGGGAGGCGGGUGGGCGGAUGUGUGGGUUGUCGGGGGUUUAUAGAGGGCUCUUUGUCCUUCACAGAAGUGUCCUUUCCUGACGUCGCUGUCUCUCCCUCUUCCUUCCUCGUCUCUCUCUUUCACCCUUCUAGACUCUGACUCUCGCCCACUUGGUGGCGUCGGUGUGGGCUGCAUCGGCCGAUGGAUUCGGUUGCUCGACUGUUCGUUCGUAUGUGAAUCGAAUUGCUUCCAGCGCAAA
Molecule: messenger RNA, 4162 nt
Organism: Vitrella brassicaformis
Lineage: Eukaryota; Vitrellaceae
Source: the annotation of a GenBank genome assembly